ACAACUAUGUUUCGUUUUCGUGAUAAAUCGAUUAUUUUUUAUUUAAUCACUUUAUACGCUGUAUUCAGUAUGGCAAUUUUAAUUGUGAAUAGUAUUGAUUGUUUCAAAUGUGUAUCAAUGAAUUGGGAUAAUCCUGCAUGUGAUGAUCCCUUUCACAACAAUAAUACAUUUGACAUAUUAGAAUCGCCAUGUAUGGGUGGUCGGAAAGGAAGAAAUGGUUUAUUCCCGGCUACUUCUUGCAUUAAAAUUGCUGGUACUUUUGAUGAUACCGACGAACAUAUAACUGUUCGAGGAUGUGCCUUAGAUAGCGGUACACUUACUACUGAUACCGAAAUCGUAAGAAUGUCUCAUUGUGGUGGACUUUACUAUGAUGAUAGGUAUGUUCAUGGAUGUUUACAAAGUUGUAAUGAUGCAGAUGCAUGUAACGAUUCUCCACUAUCAUUGCAUUCAAUGGGCGAAGUUUUAAUUAUUGGUUUGAUAACACAAUACGCAAUUUAUCGUUAUGUUUUCUAAUAUUAUUCAUUAAACAGUAGCAUAACAAAUAGUUGAACGAAAAAGAUGUGGAAACGUGCCUAUGCCAUUUUGUUUGUUAAAAUGUUAAAAGUAAAAGUGACCUAAUAGCUAAAUCAUU
Messenger RNA from Chrysoperla carnea, 631 nucleotides. RefSeq lists its product as uncharacterized. The record is from RefSeq and is a predicted model, not a curated record. The transcript has 4 exons. Lineage: Eukaryota; Metazoa; Arthropoda; Insecta; Neuroptera; Chrysopidae. Gene Ontology annotation, biological process: sleep; regulation of synaptic transmission, cholinergic; positive regulation of voltage-gated potassium channel activity. Bases 7 to 513 code for a protein of 168 amino acids.